AUUUUUCAACUUGAUAAUCAAAAUUGAAGAGACUUGAAUUUGAACUCUUCAAGAAGGACCAAAUUUCAUGUAAGACACAAUCCCAGUUGUCAAAGGGGUAGAGAGUACAAGUGGUAGACAAAGGUGACAACAUACAAGACUCACUAAUAUAUAAGCUCGCUUUCAUUUGUUGUAUAUACUUCAAACAGGCAGCCCUACCUCUAUCUCCAUCUUCCCAAAUUCUCCCAUCUUUUAACAUGAUGAAGAAGGGGUUAUUAGACAUGUCUGGAAGUUCUCUCGAAGAUCCUUCUUGUGAUUUAACUCUGAGCCUUGGUCCUGUGGAGGAUCCAAAUGUAUUAGAAAGUAGCAAUGAAUCAGAGGUAAGAUCCUAUGCUAGAUCGAGAAUGCCGAAACUCCGAUGGACAACUGGUCUUCAUCGCAGAUUUGUGAAUGCUGUUGAGCUAGCUGGUGGAGAAGAUCGAGCAACUCCAAAGAUGGUGCUAGAGUUGAUGGAUGUGAAGGGCCUCAACGUCAAUCAGGUUAAGAGUCACCUUCAGAUGUACAGAAGCGUGAAACAGCAGGAAGAGAUGAUGAAAGCUGAAGCAGAAGGUGGAAAUGGGAGUAAGAGGAUUAGAAUGGAAUAUGAUGCAGAUCAUCAAAUGUAUUAUCCCCGUGAAAAUUAUCUUCGUUACGACGAUAAUGGCAAACCCUUUUAUGAUGGACAUCCUAAUUAUACAGAGCCGACUAAUUCUCCAGACCUACUUCUCUACGCUCCUAAUUUCUCUCCUCCAUGGAAAUAUUUUCAAGAUGCGAAAAGGAAAAAUAUCAUGGCAUUGGAAGGAAGAUGCAAUCCAUUCCCCUCGUUCAAGGAUUUGUUCAAUGGUCUCAAUGUUCAAGAUGGAAAUGGGAAUAAGAUGGUACUAGAUGCUACUAGGUCUUUGGCAAACAAGAAUGUCCCCGAAAUUAUUGAAAUUUCAGAUGAUGAAGAAGAUUCCCAUAGCACUAUGUCCUUAGAGCAAUCUGGCACUAUGUCCGUUGAGCCAUCUCCCAGUUCAGAUAUCUCUGUUGAGCUCAGGCUUGGCUAAAGUCCUUUGGUCUCUUCUUAUCCCUACAGGAAAAAGAAGAAAAAUGGCUUUUUUAAUCCUUACUCUAUGACUGCUUUUUUGUGUGCUUGUGUUUGUGUGUUAAUCCAAGGAAGUAAACUUUAGCUUCUUUUUAUUUUGUUCAAGCUAACCGAGCUACUUGCUGGCUAGGUUAAUUAGAACUUUGUAACUUUAUUUCAGUUUUGUAAUCCUCCUGAGACUGGCUAAGGGGCACUAGUAGUGAAUAAGUUCAUAAUGUACUGCUUUAGUUUCAAAUUUAUGAUGUUGUGGAAAUGUGUGUGACCUCUCCUUUUAUGUUAUUAAUUAGUAUAAUAGAUAAACUUUUAUGUUUUUAAUUA
This is a messenger RNA of Capsicum annuum, 1420 nucleotides long. RefSeq names its product protein PHOSPHATE STARVATION RESPONSE 3. Gene Ontology annotation, molecular function: transcription cis-regulatory region binding. The record is from RefSeq and is a predicted model, not a curated record. NCBI's taxonomy places the organism in Eukaryota, Viridiplantae, Streptophyta, Magnoliopsida, Solanales, Solanaceae. Gene Ontology annotation, biological process: abaxial cell fate specification; regulation of DNA-templated transcription. Bases 237 to 1064 code for a protein of 275 amino acids. Gene Ontology annotation, cellular component: nucleus. The transcript has 6 exons.